Molecule: messenger RNA, 8264 nt
Organism: Bombus pyrosoma
Lineage: Eukaryota; Metazoa; Arthropoda; Insecta; Hymenoptera; Apidae
Product: ras-related and estrogen-regulated growth inhibitor-like
Exons: 5
Coding region: 2244-2879 (211 amino acids)
Molecular function (GO): GTPase activity; GTP binding
Source: RefSeq, a predicted model, not a curated record
AAAGCUGGCAAACACGAGUAACAUCUGUUCACUGUUUAAUAUUUACAUAUCGUGCUCGGCCUUCUGGAGGUCGCGUCGAUAGGGAAUUUAAUGGGAGUCCAUUACGCUUGAUUUAUGGUCUGAAAAUGUAAUUCAAGAUAGCGCUUUCGUUUGAAUACAAACUUCUUCUCGCUUGGAGUACGCCUGCAGCGUGUAAGACUGUGCGCAUCUGUCAUCGGACGGGCAUCAUAUAGUAGCUAUCAGCGAUAAAAUAUUUAACCUGCAAAUGAGCUCGGUCGGUGUACGGGUUAUCUGUAAAGGACACGCCGAGAAGUGAAACCACGCACGAUUUCCCGGUCGUCAAUAAAUAAAUAUCAAAAUAUAGUACACUCACGCGUAGUAUUUCCGAAUAUUUGAAUUUCAUUUCGCGACGAGGUUAUAUGCCAUAAAGAACAAUAUGUUAUUUCAUUUUCGCGGUUGUAUGAUGUACGACGGAUGCUAGAGUGUUAUCUAAUCUACGUGACUUAAACCGGCAAAGAAACGAAACAUAAAUUGAUACACGACACCAUUUACGGGACCGACACGAAAUCUCGUAACUCUCGUGAAAAUAUAAUUCGACGAUCGUGCGAUAUGUCUCUCGUGUUCUGAAAAUACGCGAGUAUUCGUGCCGGAUUCUCAUGCGCGCCAGGUUCCGUAAAAUUCUAACACGACUUUUACCAGUGUUCGCGUGUGAAACGGUGAUUUGUCAGCGGUUUCGUUCGAUAUAGAAAAAGUAAAAAGCGGAAGACAGAAAAAGAAAGAGAAAGAAAGACGCGUACCGGAAAAAUUCGAUGAAAGAAAAAAAAAGAAGAAAAAGAAAUUCGAGCGGCGCGACGCAGGAAUUGCAGGAGAGCACGUGGGCGGUGCUUGAAGUCUAGUUCUGCGCGCCUCUCGCUUCCAGUAUUCGUCUGCCCGUCCGAGGGAGCGCGAGUGUUACUCCGUUGUAGCAGUGGCGCGCGCGCGCGCGCCUUCUAGCCUUUUUUCGUAAUCCGGACGAGAGGCCGACGUUGGCGGCGCCAAGCGAGAAGAGAAGAUGAGGAGGGAGGCCGUCGACCCGUUAUAAAUGGAACUAGCAAGACAGCAUUUCUUGAAUCGUUUCUUCUGUUAUUAUUCGCAGCGUGUCGGCGCACUAGCCCGCAUGUUUGUCCGCGGCGUGACCAGAACCUGCACAUCCUCCGAUAUUAUUAUCGCCGUGGUCCAAAGGAUGCAGUCGAAUCGUGGCGACCGUGGAAAGUGAAGUUUUCGAAAGGAAAAAAGAGAAAUCGAAGGAGCGAGAAAUCGACGGACAGAAAGUGGCAUUUUUUGAUGACCAAGCGACCAGUGUGAAACUCUCGACGGGCACGAAUUAUAGUGGCGCCUUUUUAGUGAGCGCGAAAGAGAAAAAAUUUCAAAAUUCGAGAUAUGCCCGUGGCGACAUACGGUGUACAAUUCUGGAAGUUCGCAAACGGUGAUAAGUGGACAAAGUUCGAAGAUCGUGUUUUACCUGUUGUUCGGUCGAUAAUAUACGGCGAGUCUCGGUUUCGCGGUUGCACGCUCGUUUAAAUUGGCUGUCACAAUUCGAGACACUUGGUGCCGACUUGUUCGCGAGAAGAUUGCGACGGUCGAGCCAGUGAAUCACAUCUGAGAGCGACAUUUCGAAAGAUCGAUGUGUCGUCGGGUCUAAAAAGGUGGCUCUUACUCAACGCCGUUUAUCGCGCCAUUGGGGAGCGCGUGCUUGGAAUGAAUGCCGCGUUUUCAACCGCUAUGUGAAGUUGUCCCUACAGUUUGAACGUGAUUAGUGGAUGCGCUACAAGAGACCGAGUGUCACCGGUUGCUUUGCAAUGUGAGUAAAUAGAAACUUCGUGUAGAGACAGAAGAACCGAGGAACAAAUCAAACAACCACUCUUUAGAGGUUUUGUUGUCGUUUGAAUAUCGUUGACUCGAUGUGAAUGUAUUCGAAAGAAAUAUUCGCGUCACUUCUAUAAAGGUUAGUUACGAUAUUUUUGUCUGUGAACGUUUACAUUUUUCGAUAAAAUAUAUUUUUCGAGAAUCGUUUAGUGACGGGGUUCGUAUAUGUAAACGUUUAUUCGCGAUUCUUCUCUCGUGUAUGUGUGUGAUGUGAAUGGACUUUAAUACGGUCGAAACGAAAGAAACUGUAGGUCGAGUGAAAAGUAACACGAACAGUGUUAAUCGGACAGCAUAUGAUGUGCAAGCGCGGCUCGAACGACACCUAACAUCCACGUCUGAUGACAAACGUGAACAGGAUCAGGGUGGUCGUCCUCGGCGGCCCCAGAGUCGGGAAAUCAGCCGUAGUAGUGCGGUAUUUGACGAGGCGAUACAUCGGCGAGUACAGCUCAACCAGCGAUUUCCUGUACCGGCACAGCGUUACCAUCGAUAACGUUAGUACCGAGGUGGAGAUACUGGACACUUCCAGGUGCGAGGAAAAUGGUUGUCUUUACUCCCACAUACGAUGGGGCGAGGCUUUCGUGGUCGUUUACAGCGUGACGUGCAAACGAAGCUUUCAGGAAGCUCGCGGAUUGCUGAAGCAACUGGCUGACUUACGUCUGCCAUCCUACUUCACUGCUCUGUUGCUCGGCAACAAGAGAGAUCUGGAUCAUGCUCGAGAGGUAUGCGUGGACGAGGGGCAACAGUUGUCGCUGGCGCACGGAUGUCAAUUCUACGAGGUCAGCGCGGCGGAGAGUCCUGCCGGCGCGGCCCUCGCGUUCCAGGCGCUGCUGCGAGAGGCGAGGUCGGUGCAGCUGCUACGAGCGCUUCCGAUCCGCCGGAAGUUGGGCGUUCACUCGGUCUCAAGGGUACUCGGCACGAUCUUCGGCAAGAACACGACGAAAGAUCGGAAAAAGAGGCCCUCGUUGAGCAUAUGACGCCUCCUCUGCGCCCUCCUCCUCGGAGGUCGUGACGAACCCGACAGGAGAACCGACGUGGUCGUUCUCACCAGCAACGUCUACUCCAAUCGCUGACGAGGACAUCGUUAAGAAAUCGUCUGACCAACAUGAAUCAGUCACGGUGACUCAAAUUUUCCUCUCGAAGGACACGUUUAAGAAGAUGAAGAAGAGAAGAGGAAGAGUAUGUUUGGUGUUCUCUGGACGCGACACAGUUCCUGGCGUCUUGAUUCGUCUUCAAGAAUGAUCCUGAGGAACGCUGGGACGUUGCCUGGCGGACAGGUAAAAGAACGCGUCUACGGUAGAACCUCGAUUGGCGUAGAAUUACGAAGACGCAAGCGACUGAAAGUGCACAGGUGUCGAGGUUCGUGCAAUCAACGAGGUAACCGAUUGGACAGUUUACUGUACUUUUGUUAUGGCGAUCGUAACGAGACUAGGGCUACGGUUGCAGCGGAUGUACGUUUUGACGAAUUGUCGUUCUGAUCCAUGAAACGUACGCUCGUAAGUAGACCGUAGAUUCUUGUGCAAAUUUACAUUUCGCAGAGUAUCAUUCAAGAAAUAGUGGAAUUUCGCGCUUUGAAAUUUUACGUAAAUGUACGAAAGCCCGCGGUAUACUCGUAAGAACGUAGAUAUAUCCAUAUUUGAUUGUUUCGACGUAUUCGUCAGAACACGCAUCAACCUUAGCCACGGUGCAAUUAUAUCAGUUACGAUUGGAUUUCUCAUAUCGCCGCUCUUGGUCUGUUUGUUCGUAACCGAUUACGAGAUGCUAUCCUCACAAUGCGUUGCGGAAUACAACGAGCGAUGUACUUGCGCGGACGAUCGAGGUUCUACCGUGUAUCAUCUCCCAGAAGAAGCUUCGUGACGUAAAAAGGAAAGAUAAUUGUACUUUCUGAGCGGACGAAUGCGAUCAUUUUGUUGACUGUUCGUCGUUGGGUAGAGGGAGGCAGAGGGCGCAGGAGGCGCGUAUCCGAAUACCAGCUUCGUUUCACGUGCAUGGAGUUUCGGGAGUUCGAUCGAAAAACGAGAAAAUCGUCCACCGGAGAAAAUAGCUGUUUCCCUAGGGGAACUAAAUCCAGGCGUUCUUGCGUCAGAUUCUCGUGUAUUUAGAGACGUUUUCAUUUAACGUUCGAUGGAAACACUGGUGGAAAUGGACAGUGAAUCGAAGAGGAGGAGGAGGAGGACAGUGUGAGAGAUUGUGACGAGCGUGGAAAACGACGAAUCGUAAGAAAUUGAUAGCGAGUAAGGUGGUCUUUGUUCGUCGAGUGCUUCGUGUUCGUUUUCCUUUUAUUUUUCUCCCUUCUUUUCCCUUUCUACGUUCUUGUCGGUGUUGCAGUGGUCGAAUCGUAUCUCCUUCGAGAUGGAUGGAGAAUCGGCGAUACGCGCGUGCGACUGUUGUUCCUGAAGGGUUGUAGCUUUAAGCGUGACCGGGAGUCGAGGUGAUUCUCUCAUCAGGGUGCAUCGAUACCGAUUCCUGUGACUUUUGUCGAGAAUCGCGAGAAACGUCUCGCUCACUUGACAUUGUUUCGGUGUAUUUAUUUGUUUCGAAUAGUGCGAGGUAACGGAGUGUACUCGCUGCUGUUGAGUAACUGAAAAGAUGGUUAAAUCGAAUAUUUAGAUGGGAAGCUACAGGAUCGUUAGAAAUAAUUUCGACGAACGUUUUGUUGGAAAGAAAGUGAAAUAAAAUGAAGACGGAACGAAAUAUUUUCUUGGCGUUGUAUCUCGCUAGAAGAUAUUAUUUCUUAUAAAUUUAUUUAUUUUUUCUAGUUGAGCCCUGCUUCUCUCUACUUUCUUUUUCAUGCAUAUAUACAUGACAUAUGUUUUCUAUAAAUAUUGUAAUUUUGGUCAAUGAGAUAUCGAUAGAAUUAUGUAGAUUUAAUUUUAUUAAGUAUAUCGAGCGUACGGUAGAAAUUGAAAGAGAAAUAAGAUACACGGUCGAGAAAUAUUCCGUUCACUGAUUUCGUGUCUUGUACAGGCAUUGAAAUCACCAGAUUCUCUCGCCUUUGCAACGCUCUUGUAGCUUCUCGAAUAAACUCUUGAAAUUUCGCUUAAUCUUUCGUUAAUCUUGUCUCCUAACGAUGAAAAGCGAUGGUACGGGCUUAAUAAAUAUGAAGGACAUAAAACUGGUAAUUACCAAAGACAAGUUGUACGUAAUUUACCAUUUUCAAUGUGACGCACGGAUAACAUAGCCAUUAAUGAAAAUCGUAAAACGGCGGAUUAAUGUCUUCCGAUGCAAAGGUAGACGUCCAUGUAGAAUUAUGAUUUCCAAUUCUCAUACACAUUUCGAUUAUACGAAUGCAAUUAGGAAGCAACUUAGAAAAUAUUUUAUUUCCAUAGACGUACGAGUGGAAGUAAUUGGAAAAUGAAUCAGGCAAUGAACUAUGUACUGUGUAUGUACGUAUUAUGCAUUUAUUACCAACGUUAUUUCGCUCCAUGCUGAAAAGUUUCGCCAUUUCAAUAAUUCUAUUUAAUAUUUCAAUAAAUAUUUCAAUCGUCACUCUUGUCGACGUUUUUCCAAAUACCGCGAUCUCGGUUCUUCAGAAGUCUCGAAUCAAAAUUGAGUUUUCUAAAUAUUCUUCAAGUCUACGUUUCCUCGAAUAUUCCAAACUUCGACUAUUCUUCGAGUCUACAAUUUCUCGAAUAUUCCAAACCUCGACUGACAUCAACGAAACGCGUUGUUUAUUUUCUUGAGAAAUUGACUGCGAAGAUUCGCGAAUAUGAUUUUUCUACGACCCUUGAACGUUGCUCGACCAGUUUCACGAAAUAUCGAUCGAAAUAUUAAGCGAGAUUUCGAGCUUUCGAAGCGCGACAGACACCCGAUGAGAGGAUUCCGCGUUUCACGCGCCACGUUAUCGUCCUACGCGACAAGCUUCACCGAUUCUGCGCUCGUUUCUCGGUCGCGGGACCGGAAACGCGCCGUGAGCGCGGGGACUGGCGCCGCGUUCCAAACAAAACCCGAUAGUCUUUCAAAUAAUUUUUCAAAUUUCGCAGCUGUGGUCGAGCGAAGGACAUUCGAUGGCGACAACGCUGCAAAAUCUCGACUCGAUCGCGCUCUGUCUUCUAAAGAAUGUUAAUUCUAAAGAAUGGAAGAUUUGUAUCGUAUCUUGAGCGAUUAGGUCACGUGUAUGUGGAAUCGUUGAACAAUUGAGAAACGAGGAGAAGCACUCGGGAAAUUAUAAUAAAUCGUUCGAUCGUGAAUAAGAAAUUGACAGUAAAUCGACUCGUAAGUAUUUGUCUAUCUUGUCGUUUCAGAGUUUAGUUUGCCUCGCGAACGUGGUCACGCUGUUUCGCUCCUAAUUUUUCGCGAAAGAAGCUGUAGUUUUGGCGACUACCUAGUUCUUGAUCGAAUAAACGAAAGAAACGAACGUUGGAACGAAAGGAUUUCAAGGAUAUAGAGACUGUCGCCAAAGGAUUGAGAAUCAGCGAACACUUACGAACGUUGGAAGGGAAAGAACGUUGAAACUGAAAUUGCCAAUCGAUUAUUAAAGAUAAAUCUGCAUUCUUAUUUACUUUCACGGCUCUCCUGGUUUCCGACUGUCAGGAUUCCAACGCAGGGAUGUGAUACCUUUGAAUGGAAACGAGACGUGGGUCUCCGUUCUCGAGAUCGAACUUCCGGCUUCCGAGUAAUCGAUUCGACAACCUUAAUGUUCCUACUGAAAGUAGCCUAAGUGUACAUAGCGCACAUACAUUCGCCGAGCGUGAAACUCCCGAGAAGAAGCUCGAGGGUUCGAUCGAUGCAUAGAUUCGUAAGGUGAAACGAGAAUGAGAAACAUAAGAGAAUGGUCCAGCGUGACGGACUAUUACGAAGCUCUUAAGGCUAACCAUACGUCGAACUCAGAGUAAAUCUUUCGAUUACAUCGUUGUGUCAUUUCCUUGAACACUCAAAUUUGCCACACUUCUUCGCAGUUAAAAUGUUUCUCGCGUUAUCGUACUUGUAUCGUUGCGAUAGACGAGGACCGUUCUGCAUUCACGACAAAUUUAACGAUAUCAAAAUAAUACGGAGAAAUAUAUCUCUGGUGGAGGGGCAAGAGGAGUAUCAAUCAAUCAGAAUUACAUGAAACUGUCGUAAAUUGUUAGAAACUCUUUUGUAAACUUGUAAUAUUAAAACACUUGUGAUAUUGUACUUAAGAUACGACGUAAGAUGAGGUGUUAGAUUUUCGUUAUGCUACUGGAAGCUCAGGCGAAGGAAGAAAGAAGUGAAAUUGAUUUGUAUUAUUGGAACCAUAAGCGGAAGACCGCAACGUGGAAAGUAUUAACGUAUUUAGUUUACGUUUAGUAAUCUGUCGAACGAAAGACUCGCAUUGUCUCAUCGGCCCACCAGAGAUAUAAAGCACCCGAAGUAAAGUAUUAUCCGCUGCAUUCAUGUCGAUGUCGCGUGCAUAUCGUAGAAACACGCGUCGAAUCGAAUGCGAGAUACGCGCGGAUCACGCCUGUCCUUUGUCACUCUGAGUUCAAUAUGAAACUAGGUCGAAGGAAUUUAUCAUUGUGGGGCUAGUGAACGUUUUCAUUGACUAGAUGAUAAAUGAAACCGACAAUUCGUAUUCUCAUUGCGAAUUCGUGUUAUUGUUCGUUUUUCUCUCGGCGACGAAACGACCGCCAUUACAGGUUGGAGCAUUUCUUUUUUUUUUUUUUUUUUUGUAAAAAAGUAAAACUGGAAAAAAAGGAUCGUUCUUUUUUCUACGGUUAUAGCAAACGCGACUUGGAUCGUGUUUUUAAGGUUCUUAAGUGUAAGUCAUGUUGUACGUAUAGUUCUUUCAGUGCCUUUUAUAUUGUCUCCAGUGUUGGGUGUACGAGAGUUCAUUUGGCCUCGCCGAUAUACCUUCUCUCGGUCUUUUCUUUCGUUUGUUUUAUACUUUGCAACUUGAUACGAUACACGGGGCAAAUUAUACCGUAAAAAUUAUUAGACAGCUCUGCGUGUAAUUUUUUCUGUAAUUCGUUUUCUGUAUUUCUGUAAUCUCGUGGGAGGGUCGUUUGAUUCGCAGUCGAGGAUGCUCGUAAUCUUCGCUCGAUCUAUUUAUGGCGAAAGGAACUCAACGCAGAUGGAACGAUGAAUAUUUGUAAGUAAAGUUGCGUUAACGACGAAAGAGAGCGAAGAGGAAGCGUCAGCUGAGAAACAGGCGAAGAGAAAAGGUUUAUCCGCGAGCCGUGUAACCGAGGGAUGAAAGUAUGUGCUUCCAGAGCGUGCCUAAAAAAAAAAAAAAAAAAAAAAUCGAUACAUUCCAAAACGUGUGAAAUCUACGUGGUAAAUCCAUAAAACGGGCGUGAGUGUGUCAUGCGAUUUUCCGAAUUCUGGCCGAUAUCGAUCGCUGUAUUUUAAGUGCUAGUCACUUGUUAUCGUAAAUUGAGAAAGAAUAAAAUUCUUUUGUUAAA